This is a messenger RNA of Zingiber officinale, 1430 nucleotides long. RefSeq lists its product as uncharacterized. The record is from RefSeq and is a predicted model, not a curated record. Gene Ontology annotation, biological process: regulation of amino acid export. Lineage: Eukaryota; Viridiplantae; Streptophyta; Magnoliopsida; Zingiberales; Zingiberaceae. The coding region runs from base 1 to 975 and encodes 324 amino acids. The transcript is spliced from 6 exons.
AUGCCUAACGGCUCAGGUUUCCGCUCCAUCUCCGUGGAGGCGCCGAUCAUGCCCCCCAGCGGCAGCCCGCACUCCCUGUGGCACUCGCCCGUGCCCUACCUCUUCGUUUGCCUCGGGUCGAUGACCGGCCUUAUCGCCUUCGCCAUGCUUGUCCUCGCCUACUCUCAUCGGAAAUUCGCCUCCUCCCACUUCGAUUCGGCAGCCGGAAGGGACUACGACGAAGAAAAUCUUCGCGAUGACACAGCCUUGGACGACGGACGCCGCCUCGUCAUCAUGGCCGGCGACCGCGUGGCCACCUUCAUUGCCGUCCCAAUUUCCCGUGCCGAUGCAAACUCCCAUGACGACGGCGAGGGUUCGCCGGAGGAGUCUGCUCCCUCAAUCCUAAGCCCUAACCCUUCAAAUCCUUAUUUCUCUUCCGCUACAGCCCGAUCGCAUUGGUCUUCUUUUCCUUCUUCUUCGAUUCGCAUUGGUCGGCGGGAGUUCGGUUGGGGCGAUGGCGGCGACCGCCGACGUGAAGACGAUCGCCGCGUCGAGAAAGAGGGCACUCGCCGGGCGAGUGACGAUAGCGGAGGCGGGAUCUUGGUGGAGCUGAACUCGGAGGUCGCCCUUCCAGUCCAUUGGGAGCAGUGCCUCGACUUGCUGACAACCGGGAGAACGGCGAACGGACCACCGCAGAUCCUCGCAGCACCGCUGGCGUCUUCAUUUCAAGUAACCAUUACCAUGACGACGACGUCUAGAUUUAAAGUAAUUUUGACGAACAAUUACUGCUUCUUCGCCACGAGGCUAUGCUCCACUGCUCCACUGCGACGGACGCAGUCAUCGGUUGCCAUUCUCCGGCCAACCAAAGCAGUUGAUGACUCCCAGCGCCAGACAUUGCUCUCCACCGAUCGUCGACGUGAGGGCACUGAAGCCGCGGCGCCCAGCAAUGACGAAAAUCACGAUUGUGAUUUUCAGGCUAUACAGAAAAAGGACUGAAUUGUGAUUUCGCCCAGUGACGACAAAACGUAAACGGAUCAACCUCAAAACGAAAAAGAAACAGAGGUUUUAUUUCAUUCAAAAUAGCAGUGGCAAUUCUCAAAAAGCAAGCAUGAAGCAUCAAGAGCCAUCAUGAAUUCAAUAGUGCUCUGAUACCAUUGUAGUAUCGAACACAUCAAUUAACAAAAAUGGGACCAUCGGAUGAAAGAACUUCUGACUGCUCAAAGCGUAAUAGUCCGUUCCUUUAAUGCUGAUUUGCUAUACGCGCGAACCAUGGGAAGUCAAUGAUGAAAAUGAGAAAGUAAAGAAGGAUGAAAAGAGCCCAUGAAACACGACUAGAGAAGGUAUUUUACUUGGUCACUCGUUAUAUUGUCAUAUGUAAACUAGAUAUUCAGGUGGCGACUUUGCCCAAAAGAUAAGAUAUUCACUUGCUUGUGCUUUGUUGUUCUUUUUAA